Molecule: messenger RNA, 489 nt
Organism: Sphaerulina musiva SO2202
Lineage: Eukaryota; Fungi; Ascomycota; Dothideomycetes; Mycosphaerellales; Mycosphaerellaceae
Exons: 2
Coding region: 1-489 (162 amino acids)
Source: RefSeq, a predicted model, not a curated record
AUGCUCCUUAGUCUUUUCAUUACCAUUACUCUCGCCUGCUUCAGCAACGCCCAAGCAUGCGGUAGCAUUACUUGCGGUGCAAAUGAAGAACGCGUAGAGAUUGGCGGAAUGCUCGCGUUCGACGAUCUACCAGGCCUCCCUAUACGACCAGGCACAAAUGUGGUUGUAGGCUGGCCACGUCAAGGACGGCGUGGUUUAACGAUAGCCUACGGCAAUCCGACCGGCGUCACAAUAGGAAUUACUAUCAACAGUAUACUCCGAGAUACUGGUGUUUCAUUUACGGCUACACCCGCAAUCGGCUACACAGAGAUUACUCUCGAUGCCGAUCCGCGCCAUUAUUUCGGACAUCCAGUGGAGAUUCUUAUUACCUACAUCCCUGACUUCCCUCCUGCAGAAAACACUAUUGGAAGCAGUUUCCGAACAACUCCUUCUGGUCCUUCGUGCGAUGGAAAAUGCGGUGUCAAAGAAGGCCAUCUGACAGGUUAUUAA